Messenger RNA from Chilo suppressalis (striped riceborer), 11593 nucleotides. Lineage: Eukaryota; Metazoa; Arthropoda; Insecta; Lepidoptera; Crambidae. The record is from the annotation of a GenBank genome assembly.
AUGUGUUUAAUAAAAUUGAGCCUUAAUUUGAAUGAAGAAUGUUGGUGCAAAUGUCUCAGGCAUGCCAAUGAAGAUAAUAUUUCUUUCUGCCACAGAAAACAACCAAAGACUUUCGCGUUCGACCACUGCUUCUACUCGCUGGACCCGGGGCUGCCGAACUUUGCCUCUCAGAAGACUGUGUUUGAGUGUCUGGGCCGUGACAUCCUCGACAAUGCCUUUGACGGCUACAACGCCUGCAUCUUCGCGUACGGACAGACAGGUUCGGGCAAGUCGUACACCAUGAUGGGGGCUCCGGGUGCGGACGAAGGCGGUAUUAUCCCCAGGCUGUGCGAUGCGCUCUUUGAACGGAUUGCCGUCCAACAGAAUCCCCCUGCGCUCACGUACAAGGUGGAGGUCUCCUACAUGGAGAUAUACAACGAAAGAGUGCACGAUCUCUUAGAUCCAGAAACAUCACGAAGAUCGCUGCGAGUGCGCGAGCACGCAGUCCUGGGACCCUACGUCGAUGGGUUAUCACAGCUCGCGGUCGCAUCUUACCUGGAUAUCGACAACCUAAUGACGGAGGGUAACAAAUCACGAACGGUCGCCGCGACGAACAUGAACAGCGAAUCGUCGCGUUCGCACGCGGUAUUCAGCGUCGUGUUGACGCAGACUCUCACGGAUGCGGCGACAGGAGUGUCCGGGGAGAAGGUGGCCCGCCUGUCUCUCGUCGACUUGGCGGGCUCCGAGCGGGCUGUCAAAACCGGUGCAGUCGGCGACCGGCUGAAAGAAGGCUCUAACAUUAACAAGUCGUUGACGACGCUGGGCCUUGUGAUCUCAAAGUUGGCGGACCAGUCGUCUGGAAAGACCAAUAAAGACAAGUUCGUACCGUACCGUGACUCCGUGUUGACGUGGCUGCUUAAAGACAACUUGGGUGGAAAUAGCAAAACUGUAAUGGUGGCAACAGUAUCGCCAGCAGCCGACAAUUACGAGGAGACCCUAUCAACUCUCCGAUACGCGGACCGGGCGAAGCGCAUCGUCAACCACGCCGUAGUAAACGAGGACCCCAACGCGCGCAUCAUACGCGAGCUGCGCCAGGAAGUGGAAGCUCUCAAGGAGAUGCUCAAAUACGCCACGGGAUCACCGGUGGGCGAAGAUGUGCACGAACAACUGGCGCAAAGUGAACAUCUCAUGAAGGAAAUGUCGAGGACUUGGGAGGAGAAACUCGUCGAGACUGGUCGGAUACAAAGCGAGAGGCAGCAAGCUUUAGAGAAGAUGGGCAUCAGCGUGCAGGCCAGCGGCAUCAAAGUAGAAAAGAACAAGUACUACCUAGUCAACCUGAAUGCAGACCCUUCGCUCAACGAACUUCUCGUAUAUUACUUGAAGGAUAAAACCUUAGUUGGCGCUGACCAUUCAGCGGACAUCCAGCUAUCCGGUUUGGGAAUCCAGCCGCAACACUGCCAUCUAGUGGUGGAAGGCGGGUUUUUAUUUAUGGAACCCUUGGGUGGGGCGCGGUGCUUCGUCAAUGGAACCCCUGUGGUCUCCCGAGUACGUUUGGGCCACGCUGACAGAAUACUGUGGGGAAACCAUCACUUCUUCCGCGUCAAUUGCCCUAGGACUACGACAGCGGCAUCUGAGCCGCAAACUCCCGCGCAGCCCAUCGACUACAACUUCGCGCGGGACGAGAUUAUGCUGAAUGAACUCAGCAACGACCCCAUACAGACCGCGAUAUCGCGGCUGGAGAAACAGCACGAGGAAGAUAAACAAGUCGCUUUGGAGAAACAGAGGCAAGAGUACGAAAGGCAGUUCCAGCAAUUGAGAAAUAUACUGUCGCCGACGACACCAUAUCCACCGUAUUCGUACGAUCCCCUUAAACUCGGUAAAAUGUCAGCGUGCACUCCCACAACGGCGGCUCGAGUGGAGCGAUGGGCGGCAGAAAGGGACGACACCUUCAAGCGGUCCCUGGGCCGUUUGAAGGCAGACAUAUUGCGGGCCAACGCGCUAGUGCAAGAGGCCAACUUUUUAGCUGAAGAAAUGAGGAGGAACACGCGGUUUAGUGUAACGCUGCAGAUCCCGCCGCAAAACUUGAGCCCGAAUAGAAAGCGUGGUGCGUUCGUAUCGGAACCCGCUAUAAUGGUGAAGCGUCCGGGGCGCGGCGGUCAAGUGUGGUCGAUGGAGAAGCUCGACAACAAGCUCGUGGACAUGCGCGACAUGUACGACGACUGGCGACGUCGCCAGCAGCGCUCGCCCACAGAGCGGCCCGUAGAGGAGCAAAGCGACAAAGUGCUAGAUCCAUUCUACGAGUCCCAGGAGAACCACAAUCUAAUCGGCGUCGCCAACGUCUUUCUAGAGGCGCUGUUCCACGACGUCACACUCGAUUAUCACACGCCAAUCAUCAGCCAGCAGGGAGAAGUCGCAGGGCGUCUGCAGGUGGAGUUGAGUCGCGUAGCUGGCCAGUUCCCGCAGGACAGGAUCUGUGAAGCGGCGUCUGACAGUUCUAGCGAUAUGCGCGAUGAAGACGACCCCGUAGAUCAAGCCACUCAACAAGUAACGAUCCGCGUGUCAAUAAAGCAGGCGACCGGCCUGCCCCCAUCGCUGUCUCACUUCGUGUUCUGCCAGUACUCCGUGUGUGGGGGCGAGGCGGUCGUGGUUCCGCCCCGAGUGGCGGCCGACGCCCCGCCCUCGCCCCGGGCCCCGCAGGCCUCCUUCCGCUUCGACCACCAGCGGGACUUCACCCUGGCCCUCACCGAGGAACUGGUCGAGCACUGCGCCGAGGGUGCACUAUCGAUCGAAGUGUGGGGCCAUCGAUCGGCGGGGUUCAGUCGCGGCCGCAACAACUGGGAGGUGGAGCAGCAGCAGCUGGCCAAGGCGAGAUCGCUGGCCGACCGCUGGGCAGAACUCACGCGGAAGAUCGAGCUUUGGGUCGAGAUCCACGAGCUCAACGACCAGGGGGAGUACGCCCCCGUCGAGGUGGUCCAACGCGCCGACAUGGUGACCGGCGGCGUAUAUCAGCUCCGUCAGGGCCAGCAGCGCCGUAUGGCGGUGAGGGUGCGGCCCGCCCUCAACUCGGGCACGCUGCCCAUCAUCUGCCAGCACAUCGUCAGCGUGGAGGUCGGCUCCGUGUCCGUCAGGUCCCGUCUACAGAAACCGUUGGAUUCGUACCAGGAGGAAGAUCUAGCUGUUCUGCGUGAGCGUUGGAGCGACGCGCUCGCCCGCCGUCGACAACAUUUACAUGCGCAAUUGCAGAAACUGGUGAACAUGUCGCCGUCAUUGAAAAGUGAACGCGACAUGGAGCGAGAACAGUCUUUGGUAGAACAAUGGGUGUCGUUAACGGAGGAAAGGAAUGCAGUACUAGUCCCGAGUCCCGGAAGCCCAAUCCCGGGUGCGCCGGCGGCCUGGAAUCCACCGCCCGGAAUGGAACAACAUAUCCCUGUAUUAUUCCUCGACUUAAACGCGGACGACCUGUCAACACAUGGCGGGGGCGGAUCUGUGGGCGUCUCGGGCCUCCACUCGAUAUUGCCCAAGGAGCACGGCAACCGGUUCUACGAGCUGCAGAUACUGCACCACCACGACAAAGACGUCUCCGCGCUCGCCUCCUGGGACUCUUCCAUCCACGACUCGCAGUACCUCAACCGGACUACGGAAGCCAAUGAACGCGUGUACCUGAUUCUGAAGACGACAGUGAGACUGUCGCACCCCGCCCCGAUGGAUCUCAUACUUAGGAAACGAUUAGGGUUAAACAUUUACAAACGACAGAGCUUCACAGAUAGGAUACGCAAGAAAAUCGUCAGGACUGAUCAGUUAACGCAGACGGGAGUAACGUACGAGGUGGUUUCCAACAUUCCCAAAGCAUCCGAAGAAUUAGAGGAGCGCGAAAGUCUCGCGCAAAUCGCCGCCACCGGCGAAGAAGCGAGCGCGGCCGACGGAGAGACCUAUAUAGAAAAAUACACACGCGGAGUUAGCGCAGUCGAAAGUAUACUGACUCUGGACCGACUUCGGCAAAGCGUCGCCGUGAAAGAACUAGAACAAGCGCGCGGCCAACCAAUCACAAUGAGGAAGACAGCUUCUGUACCAAACUUCUCACAGAUAAUGCGCUUGGAUUCCUCGUUGGAAUGCCUAGCGGGUCUAGCGGGCGGUCGAUCGGGCAGCGUGGCGGAUCUAGCCGACGAAGCGCCGCGUCGGCCCGUCCACCGCCACUCUUACGCUGCGCCCGCUCACGGGGACCCGGAAAUAGCGACGCCUACCAAACCAUUCGGAUUAGCGUCCCCCGCGAGCGGCAAGCUAGGGCUGCGCAUGACCACGCUGCACGAAGAGCCGGGCCGCAGAAACGACGACGACUCACAUUCGGAGCCCGAGUCCGCCCCCACAGACGAUAUGUCUACGCCUCGGUCACAUCGCACACGGUCGCGAGCGACUCCUCGCGGUUUCCUGCCGACAUCGAAAACGCUGGAUUCCCUCCACGAGCUGGCGUGCGAACGAGCACCAAACAAGAACUCCCCUUCCAUAUCGUCCAGUGGAUACGGUUCCCAAGCGGUAUCAUCGACCAAUCUAACCAACGACGAUACACUCUCGAUAAGGAGCAUGUCCGUGGACGACACUCCAGACUUCGACAGAACCAUCGAGUGCACACAACUCAGUCGGACCAAAAACUCCGUCGCGGGCUUACGUAGCGAGAUCACAGAACUGAGAAACGACAUCACAGAACUUAAAAACGAGAUAGUAGAAUCAAAGAACGAGCUGGACGAUACUAGUUUCGAGAAGGCGAGAACUCCAGUCCUGACACCGGGCUCUAGAAAUAGAAUUAACCCGUUUUUAAGGGAAUGCGAGGACGCCGAGAACGAGUCCGCCGACCGGUCAUCGGAUCAGUCUGCGGAUGUGUUGGUCGACCCGUUGGGAGCUUUGCCCGUUGAAAGCCACACCCUGUCUAGUCAGUUGAACAAGGGUGUCGCCGAAAUGCAUAUGAACGGAGAGGGCCCCCAUGAGUCGUCGUUCGGGGAAGCAGAAGUGGAGUCAGUAAGCUCUGAACAGUCGAGCCACGACGCGGAACGCAGCCGCGAGGCUUCGUCCGUAGGGGAGAGCGACUCAGCCUCCCCGGGCCCCGACCACGGGCCAGUGCGGCCUCAGUUGCCCGCCGGGAAGGUGGUGAGGAGACGUGCGGGUGGAGGGAGGGGUAGAGGGGCGAGGCCGCGGUCUGCCAUAGAGACGAGCACUACGCCCCCCACUCACAAGAACUUGCGCGAUACUCCCGCCUCUUCCACCGAGCGUAUUGUCGAUGACGAUUCGUCAGAGAGCGGUCGCGCGAUCACAGUACCCGAGUGGAUGACCGUAGGGGAAUGCGUAUCGCUGCGACUCAGCAACAGCACGGGCGUGGUGGCGUACGUAGGGCCCACGCACUUCGCGCACGGGCCCUGGGUGGGGGUCGCCCUGGACGCGCCCACCGGUCAGUAUGUGUCGCACAACCAGGGCCGGCUGUAAGGCAGAAUGCGGGACGCUGCGGCUCGGCAACAGCACGGGCGUGGUGGCGUACGUGGGGCCCACGCACUUCGCGCACGGGCCCUGGGUGGGGGUCGCCAUGGACGCGCCCACCGGUCAGUAUGUGUCGCACAACCAGGGCCGGCUGUAAGGCAGAAUGCGGGACGCUGCGGCUCGGCAACAGCACGGGCGUGGUGGCGUACGUGGGGCCCACGCACUUCGCGCACGGGCCCUGGGUGGGGGUCGCCAUGGACGCGCCCACCGGUCAGUAUGUGUCGCACAACCAGGGCCGACUGUAAAGCAGAAUGCGGGACGCUGCGGUUCAGCAACAGCACGGGCGUGGUGGCGUACGUGGGGCCCACGCACUUCGCGCACGGGCCCUGGGUGGGGGUCGCCAUGGACGCGCCCACCGGUCAGUAUGUGUCGCACAACCAGGGCCGGCUGUAAGGCAGAAUGCGGGACGCUGCGGCUCAGCAACAGCACGGGCGUGGUGGCGUACGUGGGGCCCACGCACUUCGCGCACGGGCCCUGGGUGGGGGUCGCCCUGGACGCGCCCACCGGUCAGUAUGUGUCGCACAACCAGGGCCGGCUGUAAGGCAGAAUGCGGGACGCUGCGGCUCAGCAACAGCACGGGCGUGGUGGCGUACGUGGGGCCCACGCACUUCGCGCACGGGCCCUGGGUGGGGGUCGCCCUGGACGCGCCCACCGGUCAGUAUGUGUCGCACAACCAGGGCCGACUGUAAGGCAGAAUGCGGGGCUCUGCGGUUCAGCAACAGCACGGGCGUGGUGGCGUACGUGGGGCCCACGCACUUCGCGCACGGGCCCUGGGUGGGGGUCGCCCUGGACGCGCCCACCGGUCAGUAUGUGUCGCACAACCAGGGCCGGCUGUAAGGCAGAAUGCGGGGCGCUGCGGCUCAGCAACAGCACGGGCGUGGUGGCGUACGUGGGGCCCACGCACUUCGCGCACGGGCCCUGGGUGGGGGUCGCCAUGGACGCGCCCACCGGUCAGUAUGUGUCGCACAACCAGGGCCGGCUGUAAGGCAGAAUGCGGGGCGCUGCGGUUCAGCAACAGCACGGGCGUGGUGGCGUACGCCCGAACGAAGAGUUCUAGUCUAUUUAUUAUACUAACUAUGAACUAGCGGCCGCCCGCGACUUGGUUCCCGACAACUUUAGUGUUCUGACAAUCCCACAGAAACCUUACAAUUUUCCGAGAUAAAAAGUAUUAUAUGUCUCUUUCCAGCUUAUAAGUCUGCAAAUUUUCAUCUAAAUCUCUUAAGUCCUUUUUCUGUGAUUGAGUAUCAAACAGGCAUACAUAGAAACUUUCACAUUUAUAAUAUUAUAGUAGGAUUCGAAAGUGAGUUUGUUUGUUACUCAAUCAUGCAAAAACGGCUGAACGGAUUUAUUGAAAUUUGGCGCACAUCAUUUAUUACUUGUAUUGAGACAUACGAUACUUUUUAUUCCAAUAAAUGUGAUGUUCCUGAGGAAUUCUCAAAAACUAAAGUUAACAAGGACGAAUUCGCGAUCGGCCGCUAGUACUUUAUAAAUUAGCAAGUCGUAUUUGUUUCUUAGGUUUUCACGCAUAUCACUCAUUAAAUAAAAAUAAAACUAGUUUUUUACGGAUUAAUGCACGAAACUUUAUUUAUUUAUUGACGUUUCGUAGCCUUUACAGGCUACGUCGUCAGAAUUAAAUUUUAUUUAAUUUUGUCGAGCUACCUUCGAAAGACUUUUAUUGAGCGUUCGGUUAUUUCAUUGUACAAUUUUUAAAAUUUUAUUGUCUAUGUAUGAAUUUAUUACUUAAUUUAGUUAAUAAAGUACUUUAUUUAAAAAUUCUUUUUUGUAAUUUUGAGUUUAUUUAUUUGACCCUAACUACCAUCAACUACCACCGGUUCCAAAAUUGGGAGACCUUUCUGAGAAGAACCGGCGAAACAAACUCAAGAGAGUCGUGUUAAGAGUUCUAUUUAUUAUUCGUUUUUAUCUGGUGUCGUUUCUGUCGUGAUUCUCUAAACCUAAACUUAAAUUUGACAACAGUGUAUCCGUCUCAUUCCUUAUACAGAAUUUAAAGGAGGCACUGAUGUUGAAUUUAGUUUUAAGUUUCGCAAAAGCAUGCCAGAAUUGAUACCAAUAUCGACGCGGACCAGGCAGCAGACGGGACUCGAAACCGUAGUUUUUUUUCUUGUAAUAUUUGCUUUAGAUUUAAACAUCGAGCAGUUACAGGCUUAAAAAAUAAAAAUUACAACCAAUAUCCAAUUAAUUUGAUUGUGCAGGCAAGAACGACGGCUCGGUAGGCGGCACGCGGUACUUCGAGUGUCGCGCGCGGCACGGCAUCUUCGUGCGGCCCGACAAGCUGGCGCAGGACCGCCGCGGCCGCAGCGCGCGCGCCUUCCGCGAGGCCGAGCGGGAACGCGCCGCCAGCAAGGGUGAUGGGUUACACAAUCUGCACAGAUCGCGGAGUCGCGGCGAGAGCAUAAACUCGGUAGGCAAGGCCCGGAGCAAAUAGACUCGACGUACAAACACAACCCGCCCGCGCACGGACCGAACUACAUAUAACUAACACACGUCUACGAGAAAGGGGCGUGAUGACUCAUGUUUUUGUUGCAGUCGUGUAACGCGUAUGGUGCUUCGUAUGUAGUAGACGUUGUUACUUUCGAGUACGCUUAUUCCCAUUAAACCACGUCCACGUCACAGCAAUCGUCAAUUUAUUCAACCAAUCUUGGAACUGAUGGUGAUUUAUGUCGACUUAUUUAAUUAUUUACGCUGACGUAUUUAACUCCGGAAUUUCACUUGGCUAUUCGUGUUUGCAACAGUCUGUCCUUGUCAUGCUUUAUAAGGAAUGGAAAGGACGGACUGAUUUCAAGUUUACAAUCAGCAAAUACCAAUAGCUAAUUGAUUUGCUGGCAUAAAAAUGAACUUUUCAAGGCAGCAAUAAAAUACUUUAAUAGGGUAUUUUCCAAAUUUUUGAAAACUAAACAAACCAAGCGUUUUGGCAGUAAAUUCAAAACAAUUUGAAAUAAAUUCAACUUUAAUUGGUCUAAUGGAGAAAAAAGACAUUAAUUAAUUUAUUUUUAUUUUUCUGUUAAAUCGUUUGUCACAAUCUUUAAAUAUAAGCAGUUUUCAAAAUUUUGGAAAAUACUCUAUUUGAUUUAGAUUAGCAGUAGGUCUAAUUUUAUGCAUGUGAAGAAGGGACUUUGGGUAUGCGGCUUAACAGGAGUAAGACAUUACCGUGUCUGUAAAGCAAUACCUUGUGCGUUUGUUUGUUAUUGUUUUCUUUGUAAAUGUUAUUGUGGUGUAUGGGGAAACAAGAUUGCCUCGCAUCCGUUGACUAUUUCAACGAAAUGACAGACGGUAAAUCGGACGUUGUUUCCGUGAGUUCGCAAUCGUUAUUGGUACAAGUAUAUUUUUUCCGUUCGACAGUUUUAUUCGUUGACGUAUUUUAUUUUAAUUAUUAUAUUUGUAAAUAGAAUCGUGAAAUUAAUGUGAUUUUAAUUUAAUAACUAAUUUCUAUGUAAAUAAAUAUGUUUUGUGUGCAUUAUUAUUAUUUAACAUGAUAAUUUUGGAGCCAAUGAAAUCUUUGUGAUCGGUGAUGAUAGGAUUCGAUGCAUUAUUUGUAUAGAUUUUUUUACUGUAUAGUUUGUGGUCUAGAUGUUAUUGUAAAUCGUUUAUGAAAUAUUUUAACUAAUUGACUAUGCUUUUGUCUAUGGCUUCACAGGUUUGUGUUCCCGAUGCGGAACAAAAACUCUGUGACAUGCGCCGCAGUUUUUUUAGGCACUGCAUUUAAUCGAACCUUAAAUUAAAUUUAUUUAUCGAAUGAACCUUAACGACUACGUACUAUAAUUUCGACCCCAGAUUGCUCAUAUUGUGUUUGUGACACGAUUGCCAGUGUAUAAAUGUGAUAGUCUCUUGCCACGCGAAUUUUGCCCUAACCAAUAAUAAUUAUAUAUCUAUAUUUUUAUUGUUUCGACUACGUAAACUUUUUUACCCUAUGGAAUUUUUAAUGAAAUCGUCCAAUAUUACAUCUUCGUCCUUGAUAAAGACUUGUACUUAGUACACUUGCCAUUCAGUGGAAAUAUUAAAUCCCAUUACAUUGAUUGACUUUUCUCUCGCGGGUCCAAGUGAUAAGCGGAUAUUGAUGUGUGCUGCUGUAGCAUUAAGUAUUUUGAUAGUAUAAUCGCUAUACAUAAUCGACAUUGUAAUCAAACUGAAACCAGUGAAUUUAUUUCCAUUUAAUAAUACCAAGUUUUGUACCUUAGUAAAAUAUUGUAUUCCGAUUUCUUUUGCACAUUAUCGCUUAUCGCUUGUGACGGAGAAUUAUAUCCAUUAGGUUGUGUAGGUAUUUCUGAUAUGUGUAUAAAUGUGCGCAUUAGUGUUAUCGGCACGCUGUAAAUUUAAAAAUUAAAUAAAUAUAUAAAAUGUGUUAUUAGAAAAAAGAAAUUGUCCUCAAUUUAUUAUCUCCAUCCAAUUUUGAACAAUAAAACGUUGAGAUGUCUAACUGUAUAAAAAUUAUAACAAACGAAUAUUGAUAGGCGUUUCGUUACACGAUUGAGAUGUGAGGUAGAUAUUUUGAACGUUGGCAAGUACUUCAGUGACUUAAAUCAUCAAGAGUAUUCCUAGCGCGAAUAUAAACGAAUGUUAGGAAAUGUCCACCGCGGCCGGCGGCGACGUCGGGCGCUUAGUAUAUAGCUCACCUAAUGUAUAUUCCAUCCUUUUAGUAAAGUAAUGUCGUAAGUACACUAAACAAGUACACACAUAUAGUUUAAUGCCUCGUUAUUUACUAGUGUUUGUAAGAGUUCCACUUUCAGCGUUCAUUAUAUAGAGCCCGCCACUUGCCUCCAUUCCUGUGAACAUAUGUAUAUUUACAUUUACAUAAUAAGGUAAACGAGUAAUAUAAUUAUGGGAAAUAUCAAAAAAUAUAAAUCGCUAUUUCGACGUACGCACUUGAGAAUUUAAAACAGAUUUCAUUAAGGUAGCGGUUCUACUACAAGCUGCAUUUGGAAUGUGACUCUCGUUAUUUUCAUUACGUCUAGUGGGUACGUGAUACUUGGUCCAAAUUGAAAUGCCACCCCGCAGAAGUAGUUGGACCGCCAUCUAAAUUAGUUGAAAAGCGUUGACUGACGUCAUAAUUGUCACACGUGUAUAAUACGUAUCAUAUUUAACAUUUUGUCGAAAGCUUAUUAGACUGUCGUACUUAAAACAUUCCAUUUUUUCUAUACAUUAUUAUUAUUAUCAUCAUCAUCAUCAUCAGAAAUUUCUGUAGUGUUCGUAUCUCAAUGGAAUACUGAUUAGUCCAAUUAUUAAUCUAACAGUUAAAAUCUUGGCAUUGAUUUUGCAUUUUGCGAUUUUUGCCUUUUGAAUGUAAAUCUAUUAUAGUCCAAUGAAACUGGCCCUAACUAGGACAGCUCAAUGUGUAGUCGACGUAAAAAGUAUAAAGAAAUAUUGAUAAAUACUUUGAAAUAUAUUAGGAUGUAUUUGAAACUCUUGGUGUGCUUGUUUCCAGUAGUUGGUAGAGCACGGGCAACUGAAUAUAAGGAAGUUGACUACAGCAAAUGACACUAUGUUUUGGCAGGUAAAAGAUUGUGUAUAGCGCGGAUGGCGGAGUAAGCAUUAGGGCUCCUAGUUGUUAGGCUAAUAGUGACCUCGUAAGCAGCGUGUGUAGGUCAUAAUUUUAAUUUAAUAGACACUAAGCUGAAAAUGUGCUGUGCUUUUGUUUUAAACAAUUAGUUGUUAAGUAAAUGAAAUUAUUUGUUUUAUAAUUAUUUCGUUUAGAGCAUUUCGUAUUUAUUGCAUUCGAACGAACAUGAAAAUGAGCUUUUAUGAAUUUGUAUGUAAUUAGUUUUUGUGAAGUCGCGAUGCAUGGUGAUCCGUUAUAGUGUAACACGACGAGGUUUAUGAGUUGCCAGUCUUAAAACUGUAAUAUAAAAAUAGGACACAAAUUAAUUCUUAUCCUUUUUAUGUGAUGACCGGACUAGGCAGCUACUUGGUAGGAUAGAUGAUUGCGUCUUUCAUAUACUAUGAACACAGUAUAAGCAUAAUAAAGAGAUUUAAUAUUUAAAAAUAUGAAAAUAGUUCACUUCUAGUGGAAAUAUUUUUGCCAAGUAGCGUAUUUGAGUCAACCGUCGCUGUCAUUAUCAUUAAAUGUAUUAUAAAAUUA